Molecule: messenger RNA, 852 nt
Organism: Owenia fusiformis
Lineage: Eukaryota; Metazoa; Annelida; Polychaeta; Sabellida; Oweniidae
Source: the annotation of a GenBank genome assembly
AUGGCGUGUAUGAUGGCAGGUGCUGAUUUUAUAAAGACAUCAACUGGCAAGGAAGGUGUGAACGCCAACUUUGUGGUGGCUCUAGUCAUGGUUCGUGCAAUCCGGGAUUACUUCCAACUAACUGGACUUAAAGUGGGUUUCAAGCCAGCUGGAGGAAUCCGAAGUGCUAAAGAUGCCUGCACGUGGUUGUCUCUUAUGAAGGAAGAACUAGGGGAGGAAUGGAUGAAAAAUGAUCUGUUCAGACUUGGCGCUAGUUCUCUCCUGGGUGAUAUUGAACGCCAGAUCUUCCAUUACGUCACGGGGAGAUAUGCUGCAUCCCACGAGUUGCCAAUGGCGUAAUCUUGCAGCAGCAAAGACAUUUUCCAAAAAUAGGCGAGGCAUAUCUAUGUAGGCAAGGCAAGGGCUGUUUUACUACUACAGGACAUAAUUUUCACAGCUGCACCAGUUGAAGAUAUUGAAAAUUGAUUUUCUGCAAUAUUUUGCCUCACCUAAAUUAUAUGUAUCAUCGCACAUGGAUUGUAUAACAUUGCCAAUCAAAAAACGAUAAAUAAUCAAGAUAUUUACAUGUACUUGAAUAUGGUCAUGGGUAUAUUAAGACAAGGUACAUAAUAAGGCCCAUGAGCUAAUAGUACCUCAUUAUAGACUGUGUAUUCUUAAUAAUGAAUUGUCAGUAAUAAUCACAGUGAAGUUUACUGAAUAUAUAUGGACAAGGUUAUCCAUCAGUAAAAAUUGAGAAACUAUGGUGAAACAUCUCUGUUUUGAAGAGGUUUUUUAAGUAUUCGUAUUGUAUAGGUACAUUGUAUGUGAUUUAUGCAUUUCAUUUUAAGGCAGCUAAACAUUUCUAAUAACAGU